AUGGCGAAAUCACCGCUCUCCAGUUUUCCCAAUGAACUCCUUCAUCUUGUCAUAAAGCAUAUUGAUUUUCCUUCGCGUUCCGCACUCGCACGGACAUGCCGUUCGCUGCACACCAUAACAACCCCAUACCUCUACGGCUCCGCAUAUCUCCAAAAAGGCCAGGUCGACGAGUUUGUGCGCACGAUUUCCGAGAAUGAGCGAUAUGCGAACUUCGUCCAUGAUGUCAAAGUGGUGACUAAUAAUACGCAUGGACCGACGCUGCGAGGAACACAAACCAGCAUUUCCCCAUGUCGUAUUGUUCCGUGUCUCGAUAGACUCCCAAACCUCCAGAGCCUCGCAUUGACCGGGGGCUACUGGAUGUGGGACACUGAUGAUAAUGGCUCCAAACCAAAUGGAGAAAAAUGGGACACUCUUGAAAAGGCUCUGUGGAAUUAUCUCCAAAGGGCAUCAUUGGAAGAACCCAUCGGUAGCAGGGUGUCCCUGAACCUGCGGUCACUCACAAUGGAUCGGAUAGAAAUGAAUGGCCAGGGAGCGGCUCUUAAUUACUCCUAUGCUUUCGUCAUCCCGCAACUCCAUCAUCUGACGUUACGAGGUUUCCAGCUAUUUCAUGAGGAUAUCGAAGUCGAUGCUGAAUUCGAAAGGACAACAGAGCUCAAGUCUCUGCGAAUCGAAAGAUCCUUUGUCAGCUUCGGCGCUUUGGCAUCGGCGUUGCGUGCUCCGCGCGCAUUGCAGUAUCUUGGUAUCUCGCAUGCGGAGGAUUACCAAUACCACGAGAUGCAUUUGGUAGAUGCCAAUAAUAAAACCAUGCAAGAAUUUAUGGACACACUGCUGCUGCAUCGCGAGUCGUUGGAGGGGAUCAAACUUGUCAACGAUGUGUGGUUCUUGCCCUAUGCUAAGCAGUUGCCAAAGCUGGAGCGCUGGGAAGGAUGCGAUGCCAGUUCAAUGCGUUUAUUCCUUGGACUGUGA
Molecule: messenger RNA, 966 nt
Organism: Penicillium manginii
Lineage: Eukaryota; Fungi; Ascomycota; Eurotiomycetes; Eurotiales; Aspergillaceae
Exons: 3
Coding region: 1-966 (321 amino acids)
Molecular function (GO): protein binding
Source: RefSeq, a predicted model, not a curated record